Messenger RNA from Xenia sp. Carnegie-2017, 1611 nucleotides. Its product is annotated as pre-mRNA-splicing factor RBM22-like. The coding region runs from base 28 to 1476 and encodes 482 amino acids. The transcript is spliced from 9 exons. Gene Ontology annotation, molecular function: metal ion binding; U6 snRNA binding; pre-mRNA binding. Gene Ontology annotation, cellular component: U2-type catalytic step 2 spliceosome; Prp19 complex; U2-type catalytic step 1 spliceosome. The record is from RefSeq and is a predicted model, not a curated record. NCBI's taxonomy places the organism in Eukaryota, Metazoa, Cnidaria, Anthozoa, Malacalcyonacea, Xeniidae.
CUUUUUGGUGGGUACAAUCUUUCCAAGAUGGCGACCUCUAAAACAGCGAAUACUUACAACCGACAAAAUUGGGAGGAUGCGGAAUUUCCAAUCUUAUGUCAGACAUGUUUGGGCGACAAUCCAUAUUUAAGGAUGAUGAAGGAGAAGUAUGGUAGAGAAUGUAAGAUUUGUGCACGCCCAUUCACCAUUUUCCGGUGGUGCCCUGGAGCAAGAAUGAGAUUCAAAAAGACUGAGAUCUGUCAGACUUGUGCUAAGAUGAAGAAUAUCUGCCAGACUUGCUUGCUGGAUCUUGAAUAUGGUUUACCUGUUCAAGUUCGAGAUCAUGCUCUUGGUCUCAAAGAUGAAAUGCCAAAAUCUGAUGUGAAUAAGGAAUAUUACACUCAGAAUGCUGAAAGAGAGCUGGCAAAUACAGACUCUACCAAUCCUGGAGGAGCAUUAGGGAAGGCAAAUGCUCCAAGUGAUUUGCUGCUAAAGUUGGCUCGAACGGCACCAUAUUACAAAAGAAAUCGUCCACACAUUUGCUCAUUUUGGGUGAAAGGAGAAUGUAAGCGUGGCGAGGAAUGCCCCUAUCGACAUGAAAUGCCUACAGAUCCCAAUGACCCAUUGGCAGACCAAAACAUCAAAGAUCGAUUUUAUGGUGUUAAUGAUCCAGUAGCCAACAAACUUCUCGACAGAGCAUCAAAAUUGCCAAGCCUAGAAGCACCACCUGACAAAGCUAUCACCACACUAUAUGUUGGUGGAUUAGAUGGAAAGGUAUUAGAACAAGAUUUAAGAGACCAUUUUUAUCAGUUUGGUGAAAUCCGUUUAAUUACUAUGGUACCAAAACAACAAUGUGCUUUUGUAUGCUUCACAAACCGUUACUCUGCUGAAACUGCAGCUGAAAGGUCUUUCAACAAGCUUAUUGUAAAAGGACGAAGGUUAAAAAUCCUGUGGGGGAAGUCACAAGGUGCAAAAGCGGCCCCUGGAAAUGAAGGAGGGGCCAAGUUAACACCUGUACCUGGGUUACCUGAGGCAUUGCCUCCUCCUCCUGCAAUCACCCAACCAGAUGAAAACAACUUCUUUAAUCUUCCACCUUCUGGGAUUCCACUUCCCCCAAUGAAUAAUUCUUCAGCACCUCGGCAUCUCAUGGGAAUACCACCACCACCUUUGCCAAGUGGAUCACACCUAAUGCCACCAAGAUUACCACCACCACCAGGGCAACAGCAUCCACUACCUUAUCGCACUGAUGGACCCUUUCCUCCACCACCACAGAGGUUUAUGCACCCACCUCCUUUGAUGGGAGGUCCAGCCCCUCCACCAAAUAUGCCACCUCCAAAUAUAAGGCCACCUAAUAUGCCACCACCUAGCAUACCUCGAGCACUGGCCAAUAGAGGGCCACCUCCAUCAAUUCACUAUCCAUCACAAGAUCCACACAGGAUGGGUACAGCAGGAAAAGAUCCUGCCAUGAACCUUACACCACCAAAUCCAGCAUCUUGAACUCAGCAGCAAUGUAUUAUAUUGUUACAUAGAUACUUGCUAUCUCAAUCUAUGUCAUGGUUAACCUGGUUUACUAUGGAGGGAGUUUGAUGGAAACAAUCUAAGCCAAUGUUUUCAAUAAAAUUUUUUUUCCUA